AUGCUGCGAACGCGAAGGACGAUAAGCCAGCGAAUAAUAAUAAAAAGACACUCUUAUGUAUCGGCCUGUCAAAAGUCGCGUGGAUUGGAGUACUUGUUAGUUCAGGAUGCGGUAUGGAACGAAAUAGCUAAAGGGGAGGAUGCCUUGGAAUUAACCCACGUAAAGACUGGUAUUAGCGCACAGCUGAAGGAAGAACGCUCAUUAGAUCGUCACCGAGGUGGAAAAGAUGCUAUGUUACUAUUUUUGCCGACUGGGGGCCGUGACACUCGACAAAAUCGUCUCAACGGGUCACACAAAAAGUUGAAUACUUUUCCUAGCUUUGCCUUGUUGCCGGGGUCCGUAGCGAGUGAAAUGCCAUAUUUUGUCAUAGAUCCCAGAGUCGUGGCGAAGGCGACUAGCGACGGAAAAGCAGCGUUGCGUGCGACACACGAGGCCCAUAAACUGCGUCGUGCGAGAGGGAACAGACUUGAUGGCUUCCUCUUCGUCCACAAGAACGAAACUUGUAGAAAAGCAAUGAAGGUGCAAGAAAAGGUGGACGAAAACCUUAAUGCAUCCGUUUUCAAAAGAAACACGGCUACGAAAGGAAUAUUACGCCCUGCAUUACCUAACGUCCGGGAGCGAAGUCGCAACUCUGCAGCCGACAGCACAGUAUCGCUCAAAAUUACGGGGCUCGACACGAUGGAAGACACUCUCGAAAAUACACUAAACGGCGCUGUGAAAGGGUCGAAAGUUACCUAA
This is a messenger RNA of Trypanosoma rangeli, 738 nucleotides long. RefSeq names its product putative axoneme central apparatus protein. The record is from RefSeq and is a predicted model, not a curated record. The coding region runs from base 1 to 738 and encodes 245 amino acids. The transcript has a single exon. Lineage: Eukaryota; Euglenozoa; Kinetoplastea; Trypanosomatida; Trypanosomatidae.